Wallemia mellicola CBS 633.66 is the source of this 2591-nucleotide messenger RNA. Its product is annotated as autophagy-related protein 18. Bases 7 to 1251 code for a protein of 414 amino acids. Lineage: Eukaryota; Fungi; Basidiomycota; Wallemiomycetes; Wallemiales; Wallemiaceae. Gene Ontology annotation, molecular function: protein binding; phosphatidylinositol-3,5-bisphosphate binding; phosphatidylinositol-3-phosphate binding. Gene Ontology annotation, cellular component: fungal-type vacuole membrane; extrinsic component of membrane; phagophore assembly site membrane. Gene Ontology annotation, biological process: protein lipidation; autophagy of mitochondrion; nucleophagy. The transcript has 7 exons. The record is from RefSeq and is a predicted model, not a curated record.
UAAGUCAUGCCCUCGAAGGUGAACUCAGAAUUGUUAUUUGCGUCUAUGAACCAAGAUUACAGCUGUGUCUCUGUGGGCACAACGAAAGGCUACGCUAUCGCUAACUGUGAGCCCUUUGGGAGAAUACACGGGAAGAAUGACGGUGCUACUUCACUCGUCGAAAUGCUCUUUUGUACAUCUCUGAUUGCGAUCGUAGGUGGCUUAGAUCGCAACUCAGAUAGGAAACUACAAAUAGUUAACACGAAGCGUCAAUCUAUCAUAUGCGAUUUAUUUUAUCCUACAAAGAUCCUCGGCGUGAAGCUCAAUCGCAAACGCUUAGUCGUCAUACUCGAGAAAGAGAUUUAUAUGUACGAUAUCUCAAACAUGAAGCUGCUCUGGAACUCGGAAACGUCGCCAAAUCCAGAUGCGGUCGUCGCACUGUCGUCAUCAUCUGAACCCUCUUAUCUCGUCUAUCCUUCACAAUCACCCUCAACACACACAGCAUCAUCUGUAGCUCCACCUCCACUUCCAAAUGCUCAAUCACAUUCGAAUACAGGCGAUGUCAUCAUCUUUGAUACUUUAUCACAGCAAGCUGUUAAUUUACUUUCAGCUCACAAAUCUCCAGUUGCCGCAUUGGCACUCAACAGUACAUCUUCCAUGUUAGCUACUGCUUCUGAUAAAGGAACGGUAAUACGCGUAUUCAGUUUGCCAAGUGCAGAUAAGUUAUAUCAGUUCAGACGUGGUUCAUACCCAGCGAGAGUAUAUUCUAUCGCUUUUAAUCAAGUUUCCACGUUGUUGGCUGUCAGUUCAGCUACUGAUACUAUACAUAUAUUCAAGAUUGGCAGGAGCUUCGAUGGUACAUCUUCGAACAACAAUGAGGACAUUACAUCAGAGACCAGCGAUAGAUUGGCCAACCAAAGCGGAAUGUUAGGUGGCUAUGAGGCUUUUGUUGAUGGAAAGAGAAGAUCUUCGCUAGGAAUAUCUAUAUCUCAGAAGGGUCUAAGCUUUGGAAAAGCUUUGACUAGUGGUGCUGGAUCUAUAUCUAAGCAUCUACCACGAGGAGUGACAGAAAUGUGGGAACCAUCUCGAGACUUUGCAUUCGCAAAACUGCCUGAGAGAGGUAUAGAAACCCGUGUUGGUUUAUCUUCAACACUCCCGCAAUUGAUGGUAGUAUCAUCACAGGGACUUUUCUAUUCCUACUCAAUUGACCUUGAAAACGGCGGAGAAUGUACGUUGAUUAAGCAAUACAACCUCUUGGAUAGCAUGGAGUGAGAGUAUAUUCCUUUCACAAGGAAUUUUGGCCGUCUCUUGUUUCUCUUUUUCUUCUUGUAUACCCGCGAAUGUUAUCAAAAUUACAUUAUAUAGUAUCAAUAAUAAAUUAUAAAAACAACACAUGUUCAGAGUCUAGCUUGGGAAAGUUUAGCCCGAAGUUCAUCUUCACCAAGUUUUGCUUUUGAUUCAAAUUUUUGUAUUUGACUAUCACCUAAUUGACGCAUCUUGUUUGAUUCAUCUGUUACACAUUUCCUUAUGAACUCGGCCAAUGUUAGACUCCUGUCGCUAUUUUCAUCGCUAUUAGUUACUUCCUUCAAUCGACUUGGAGAUUUAUUAAAUUGAUUAAGCAGUUGUCUGGAUGAUUUUAUACCAUUGCUAUUACUAAGUUCUGGAAGUGGUGAUAGAUUAUUCGUUGGAUUUUCUUCUUUUGGUGUAGGUGGCAGAGACUUUUUAGGACUUUCUUCAAGGUCUUCUAGUUUUGAUGAUUUUGGAGGUGCUUUCUUUUGCUGUGAUACUGUUCUUGAUGUUUUCCUCCGUGUUGUUGCUUCUUUCACUGGUGGUGCUAUCUCCUCAGGUUGUUUUGAUUGUGAACGCGUGCGGGUAACUCUUUUUGGAACUACUAUUUCAUUUUCCCCAUUGUCAGUUGUCAUAGAGGCGGUCCUUGAUAUACUCUUUCCUUUCUUUUGGGUUGCUGUUUUCUUUGUGGUAUCUUUCUGGGUAUUUUGGACCUUUUUGUGAGGACAAGUCCCCUUUACGACUUUAGCAUGAAAGAAUGAACAAUUUGGCGACCUAUUUCUAUGUUCUUCGGUUGGAUCAUCUCCUUUUUGCCAUUCUGAUAGAUUUAUUUCGCAACAAGCACAUUCGCAAUUAUCAAACGCAUCCUCAGUGGGUGCAUAGUAAAAUCCAGCAAGAGCAAGUUUAUGUACUGAAACAGAUAAUGGUCGGACGCACUUGACGAAUGUUGAUUUUCGAGCAUCAAUCAUGGGUCUACUCCUUGGUACACGUCCAGCUUGGGUGGGUUCAUCAUCGUAAUACUCUGUUCUGUUCUUCCCACCGUGUUCUGUUCCCCAAAUACUUUCAUCAAGUGCAAUUCCACAUACGACUCUAGCGUAAGGACAUUGGGGUGAGAAUUCUAGGUGUAACCCUGACGCGUUAUCGUCUUCUUUCCAAUCACUUAGCUUCAAAUCGCAGUACGCGCAUUGUACUUUAUCUGACUUUGAUUCCAUGGCGUAGAAACCAGCUUUUGAUAGAGCUUCGACAUCUAAAUGUGCAACAUUCCUGUGAUAAGUUUUAUUAUAACUCUUUAAUCUUUUUGUGUAUAUCUCCAUUUUACAGUCGCC